Messenger RNA from Kalmanozyma brasiliensis GHG001, 3678 nucleotides. RefSeq names its product RNA recognition motif domain protein. Lineage: Eukaryota; Fungi; Basidiomycota; Ustilaginomycetes; Ustilaginales. The transcript has a single exon. Gene Ontology annotation, cellular component: cytosol. The coding region runs from base 1 to 3678 and encodes 1225 amino acids. The record is from RefSeq and is a predicted model, not a curated record. Gene Ontology annotation, molecular function: mRNA binding; protein binding. Gene Ontology annotation, biological process: RNA processing.
AUGGAGGUGGAACAGAUGACGGAUGCGACGGCAUCACAUCCGCGCUCCGAUUCACAGCUGUCCACCUUGCAACCAGCAGCGCAUCGAGAGCGCUUCCUCCACCUUCAGACGUCAGCCCGCUAUGCAGGUCCAUCCGAUCCCACCGCACAGAUGAACCACAUCCUGGCUCUACUCGAUAGCUACAGGAAUGCAGCUCAGCGUUCGACGCUGCUCUCUCACGACUGGGACGUCUUCCUCGCUCUCGAGACUCGUCUGGCGGCUGCAACCGGACCUCUCACUCCCGACUCUCUGCAGGCACUCUUCCAAUUGCACAAUGAUGCGACAUCACACGUUCAGUCCAUUGAUCUGAUUCGGCGAUACAUCAGCCUGCUCCUGGCCUACUUCUCGAAGCUAAGCGGCAUCAAUGUUGCUUUGCCCCCAAUGCAGUCGGCGGAGGGCCCAUCGACGAGUGGGUCCAACGACCCGGCCUCCAAAUGGACGAGCCUUGGCUCGUGCCCUACCAUCGACGUGCCUUCAUCAACGUACAUUGCAGCAUCACUCCCCCAACUCUCGCAAGACUCGGUUGAUGCAGCUGACUGGGAGCCUGUCUGCGGCGUCGAAGCAGUACGUUGGCGCAUUCGAGAAGCAUAUACACGGUGCGCCGCUCAGCUGCAGGAAAGCCAGGACGUCUGGAGGCUCUAUCUUGCCUUCGAAGAAGCACUUCUUCCUUCUUCCCUCGUUGCGCAGGAUCAGCAGCUGGAAACAGUACGUUAUGUCUACCUCGCCCGACUCAAGGUCCCCCACACCGCCAUCGACGAGAUUUUCCAGGCGUUUUCGAGCUUCGUCACAAAGCACCUGCCGCCGCAGCAGUACGAGAACGAGAUGUCGGCAGCCAACGUCCUUGUUGCCGAAUCGAGAGCCAUCCUGCGUCAGCGAGAGCAGCACGAGGAUGCGUUGGCGUCGCUCUUCCGCGCGGGCAAGGUCCACACAGCAGGUUCCAGGCAGGAUCUGGACCACUUUGCUGCCUACUGCAAGCCCUACCUGCGCUGGCAGAGCGGCCGUGCGAUUCGAGCGAUGCGGUCGAAGGACAAAGCAGCUUCUCAGACCGAACUCGAUCUAGCAUGUGGCCUGUUCGAAAGGCUCAUUCCGCAUUUUGGUGUGCAUCCACCGUCAACGCACAAGCACGAGCUCGUUUACUACUCGGACGACGUCAAAGCCUCGGAACACUACGCUCGCGAGUUUAAGCGGCUCAGCCACGAAGAGCGCGAGGCACGAACCCAGCAGGAACAGCAGCUCUUCUCGGAACGACAUGCGCUAGCCACCGACCUGUGGCUCGACUACCUUUCCGUGCUCACUUCAUCGCACCGUCCCGACGCCUCGCUCAUCAUGGACGUCUGCACUCGUGCCGUCCACUGCCUCCCCACCGCAGUCAGUCUGCACUGCGCGCUAAUGCGCAACUCGGCCCGCUUCCGGCGCUCACGACCGCAGAUCGAGCAGCUCUUCGAAAACGUGGUCACGCCGGGUGCGCUCGAACUCAAAGCUUCCGAGCUCACCGACCUGUGUCUCGCGCGCAUCGACUGCGAGCGCGAACUCGCCAGCUUCGACCUGGUCGUCAAAGCUGGCGCCGAUCUGCAUAUCGAUCCUGCGCAAGACAUGGACAAGUUUACCGAGAUCUAUGCGCUGCUCAGCUACUCGUUGGGAAAGCUGGCCGAGCUGGGUGAUGACCGCGACCCGAGCCUGCGGCUGGAGAAGGCGACGGUGAAUUGGGUCGAGCGCGCGGUCUUUGCCAUGGGCGGGCCGGCGUCGGAGGGCGGGGCGGGGUUCAAUGAGUUGGCGGAAAGCGUGUGGCAGACGGCGGUAGCUCAGCAGCCCGACAAUGCGCUUGUGUACCGAGAGGCGGCCGGGUACUGGCUGCGCCGAUUUGAUGCGGGGAAGGCGAGAGGGUGGUUCAAGGCGGGCGUGUCCAAGUUGGAACGCAGACAGUCGCAAGAGGCGAGUCCUGAGUACCAGACGUUGCUGCAGGAGUGGGUGCAGUUCGAGCAUCAGCAUGGAUCGAUUGAGGAGGUGGAGUAUGCGGAGGGCAAGGCUAGGGCGGAACGUCAACGUGCGCUCGAGGCUUGGUACGCGUCGUACGCGCAGUAUGGAUACCAGGCUGAAUCGCAGGCGCAGAUACAGGCUGCGAAUGGUCAUGACGACUCUGCUAUGCAAGUCGAAGUCACUUCGAAUCAUGCUCCAUCGAGUGCCGGCAAGAGGAAGGCCGAGGACGAAGAGGAUGCCGACACGUCCAUUGCCGAUGCACCCAUGUUGACUCGCACCGAACCGCCACCCAAUCCUACCGAUCCCGCACUCGAGCAGCCCAAAAAGACCCGCACAACGGACGCCGACACCGCGCCCUCACGCGAUCGCGAACACUGCUCCGUCCUGCUCUCGAACCUCGACCCUUCCACCGACGCCUCGUCCAUCCGCACAUUCCUCCGCGGCUGUGGUCGCGUCAUCGAGCUCACCGGCCCAACCAUCCUCGGCUCCACCGCCGCUGCACUCGUCGAAUUCGCCGACCCCCUGGGCGCCUCCUCCGCCCUCACACGGCACAACAAGCCCCUCACCUCCACCAUGGUCUCCAUUCACAUCGGCUGGAAGUGCACGCUCUUCGUAACGAACUUCCCCGAAGACUGGGAUGACACUUCGGUCCGAGACACGUUCUCGCCGCACGGGCUCAUCUUCACCGUGCGUUGGCCGAGCAAGCGGUUCGUCUCGAGUCGACGAUUCUGCUAUGUGCAGUAUACCACGCCUUCCUCCGCAGCAGCAGCGGUGGCAGCGUUGGACAAAACCGAAGUGGCUCCUGGUCGGGCGCUCAGUGUGGCGCUGUCCGAUCCGAGCCGUCGAAAACAGCGCAGUGAUGCGGGGGAGAACGCCAAAGAGCUGUUCGUCUCCGGUUUCCCGCGCAACAUCAGCGAGUACGACUUGAAGAGCUUCUUCGAGGAGUUUGGCGCGGUGACAGGUGUUCGGCUGUUGCGCAAUGCGGAGGGCGGUCUGCGCGGGAUCGGAUUCGUUGAUUUCGAGUCGGCGUUGGACGCUACGAGGGCGAUGAGGGAGGUCAACUCGACCAAGUGGAGGGGUAAGACGAUUUCCGUCACUAUCGCCGAGAAUCGGGGUCAUGCGACAAGGGCCGAUGGGAAGGAUAGGAAGGCGAGGAGUGUAAGGGUGGACGGGUUGCCGGUGGAUGCGCAGGAGGCACUGAUCCAGCAGGCGAUGGAGAGGGCGACCGGGUUGGGAAGCGUCAAGCAGGUGCUGUGGAGACCGGAUGGGGUGGGGACGCGGGCGACGGUUGAGUUCAGGGAUGUGAGCGAUGCGGGGAAGGCGGUGCUCGUCGGAGGAGCGGGCGGGGUGAAGUAUGUGGGAGAGACAGAGACGGUGUUAGCGGUGACGGCGUUGGAGGAUGAUGUAGCGUCGCAAGUGGGGUCGCCACCGCCGAUGGAUCAGAGCGCGGCUAAUGCGCCAGGUCUGGCGUUCGUUCCGCGUGCGUCGAGAGGCGGAAGGGGCAGAGGAAGGGGGAGAGCCUUCGCCAUGGCAAGCGUGCAUCAUCAGAGCUCGAAGGAGCAAACAGCGGGGGACGAUAUGGAGGUCGAACCGCACACCGAAAGCACCAGCAAUUUGACCGGCCAGGAUCGGUUCAGGGCCAUGCUGCAGCGUCCGCAGUGA